Molecule: messenger RNA, 1880 nt
Organism: Spirometra erinaceieuropaei
Lineage: Eukaryota; Metazoa; Platyhelminthes; Cestoda; Diphyllobothriidea; Diphyllobothriidae
Source: the annotation of a GenBank genome assembly
AUGGAUACAACUACUCAGUUUUUGCGAACUUUCUACUCGCAGAAGUUUGCCUCAUUUGAGGAAUUUCAAUCCAAGUUAAAGGAUUUUGAAAGGGUUCGAGACUUAUUGUUUCUAUCCUCCACUAGCUAACUGGCUCAGUGUACAUAAUCAAAAGUUCGAAGAAAUUACCGGAAACUACAGCUGACCGCGACCGCCUCGUGUACAGCUCCCUGCAAUAUGUUUGCUAUCAUUUUGGCGUUUACCAGAAUGCCCUACAUGCCCAUAGAAAUCACAGGUUCUCGGUUACCAGAAAUCCUUUAUUGAUAGAACUCCCCGAAAUAAUUGCGCUUCUAGGCUUAGCCUUGCUGCGAUGAAUGGGAAACUGUGGAUUACGAGGUACCACAUGGUACAUAGUCACCCGCCGCUUCCCGAAUCUGCAAAAAUCGAUUCCAGGGUACGCAGCCUCCAAGUACAAGAACCAGGGAAGGAAGAUAUCGUCAUAAGCGAAGGUAAGCUGCCUAAUUUACACCACCCUUUUCCAGACAUACAGGUUGUUCUGGAUGAUAUUGUUGACCAACUCCCUGUUCAUAAUUCGUCUGAGGAAAGCCCAAAAAGUAUGUCCGUUCUGUUUACUAAAAGUGCGUUUAGGUUCGUCGCCGGAUAAAAGCCCCAAGUCACCAGAGCCACCCAAAGUAACUCACGUUGAGCGAAAGGCAGCAGCGCGAGAUCGGCUUGCUGCUCGCACCAAGAAAGCAAGGGGCCUCAAGUUGGCUCCAUGCCUGCGUCGUUUAGCUGAGUUAGCCUCUUCUGGAUCUGUAAAGGAUUUCCACAAGCAUCUUGGCGAAUUGGAAGCAUUAGUAAGCAUCUGGAGGCGCGGGGGUGUCUCUUCGCUCGCUUCGGAAAGUCCAGAAGCCACAGUAUCAGAGGUAGGCGUUUCUCUGUCCUCUGUUUCUGAAAAUUCCACUGGAGAAGUCUCCGGGACCGCAAGUAAUCUCACUCCUUCGCCAAACGAAUCACUUGUCAUUGCUAAGGCCGUUCAACAGUUAUUGGAGAAACAGAAAAUGCUCGAAAAGUCUCCAGUCACAACUCCUUUGAGACCCCGCGGACGUCCAGCAAAAGUUACAAAGAUAUCAGGCCCUGGCCUUCCCCUAAACCAGACUUCAGUAACGAUACUACCAUCACCUUUGACUCCUGGAAGUGUACUUCCCGGUCAGCCAACUAGAACUUCGGCUGCAGCUGCACCCCUUGCUGCAGUCAACAUGGGAAGCAUCCCGCAGAUAACUUCUACUGCCUGUGCACUUAUCACGCAGUCUAACGGCACACAGGUCCCUGUUAGUAAUACGACCGUUCCCCUCCUUAGCGAUUCAUCAGCCGGCCAAGUGCAGUUAGUCAAUGGUUCAUCCCUGGUUGCACACAAAGCCACAGAAGGUCCCAGCACACAAGGUAAUCAGACAAUAGUUGGAUACGUGCUGCAGCCCAUUCAUUCCGUUGGAGCUCAGGGUUCUUUUGUUUCUCCAACUGUUCUCCCAUCAAACUUUAUUCCUAUUGCGCCUAAAGGACCUAUUCCUGAAGCAAUUCAGCCUUUCCAGCCCAUACUACCGCCCCCACCAAAGUCCGUCCGUCCACCGAUGCCCGUGUGUAAGCCAAAGCCGCUGAAGCCCAAACCGAAACAGGAAAAAUCAAAAUCACCUUUGAAGGAUAACCAGAAUGUUUCCGACCCUUUGACCCCCUCUCUUCAACCAUUUGAAAGUAACGAAAGCCCUCGCCCAUGGACCUCAAUGAUCAUGGAGGGGGAUUCUUGUCCGUAUUUUCUGUAUAUUGAGGACGCCAAUUUCUAUUAUUCCGCCGUCGAGGAUGCAUGGCUCCCUGUAGAUCAGCAGACCGCCGCAGUGGAAAGCUAG